AUGAAGCCCACUACGAUCCUCCGGCUCUUGGGCCUGUUGGCAAUGACGGGUCUCACCACCGCACUCCCGCUCGAAGCCACGACAGACGACCCUCGCUUCCGUUCGAGCAACUACUGGGCCGACAACAAAAAAUGGAACCAAGGCAGAGACUACGCCUUCGAAGUCGUGGACCUCAUGUCCCACAUCAGCAUAGGCCGCUUCCCCUUCCUUGACCCUGGCUAUGGCGAUUACAGCAAAUUCAGCCGCGAGCACUACGCUGAACUGGUCGAGCGCUACUUUGGCUACAGCUCGUAUACUGUCGUCGAGAACGUUCUUCUUCCUAUGUUCUCGCGUAUGCAGGAAGGACUAAUGCGAAACGAGAGAGGUCCUAAAGGUCCGUUGGAGUAUCGGUAUGAUCGUGGCGACAAGGGCUUCACGGGAAGUGCAUACACUGAGGACGAUGUCAUCCGUUUCGCGAACCAAGCUUUGGUCAAGCACCCUUUCGUCGACAAAAUACCUGACCGGGCUCGGGUCUGGAUUCACGAAAUGACACAUCUCAACUGGGUCAACGGAGGCUUGGGAGAUGUUGGAGUCCACGACACCCCAACCUCCUCAAUCUACUACAUCGCCGACUCCCUGAGAGAAAAAGCCGCACCACUCGACUCCAUCUACGGUGAAACUCUCACCCAGUACCUCGCACAAUGCUACCCGAACAAAGCACCCUUCAACUCCGACAACGUCGCUCGCUUCGCGAUGGCUGUGCACCAUGCCGCUCGUACCGGCAAGAUGCCCAGGGCAGCAAAGAUUGGAGACAGAUGCCCAUACAGUCGUCAGGGUCCCCACCCGUACUUUGACUUGCCGAGUGUGCCACGUCUCUCGCGGGAGAUUGGGGGUUCUGUCGAGAUUGUCAAGCAGGAUGGGACAGUUAUCAACGUAGGUGGGAAGGAGGACGACGGUGAUCAGUCAACGGGGUUGCGGCUGGGUCCCGUCGGCGACAAGGGUUGA
Messenger RNA from Fulvia fulva, 984 nucleotides. RefSeq lists its product as uncharacterized. Bases 1 to 984 code for a protein of 327 amino acids. Lineage: Eukaryota; Fungi; Ascomycota; Dothideomycetes; Mycosphaerellales; Mycosphaerellaceae. The record is from RefSeq and is a predicted model, not a curated record. Gene Ontology annotation, molecular function: metallopeptidase activity. The transcript has a single exon.